This is a messenger RNA of Mya arenaria, 957 nucleotides long. RefSeq lists its product as uncharacterized. NCBI's taxonomy places the organism in Eukaryota, Metazoa, Mollusca, Bivalvia, Myida, Myidae. The transcript has 7 exons. Bases 1 to 897 code for a protein of 298 amino acids. The record is from RefSeq and is a predicted model, not a curated record.
AUGAGGUUCACAUUGGAGGAAGAACUGAACCCCACUUUCCUAUUUACAUUUAUUUGCCGGGAGAGAGACUUUAUACAAUUGUGCAACAACUACAGGUUGAAUGUUGUAGAUUCAGAAGACCUUUUUGAGCAGAUCUUGGAUAGUUUACAGGAUGUGAAGCAGUCAGGGCUUAGGGUUCGUCCCCUAUUAUUUGAAACAAUGAAGACGGUGGCCCACCUGAAACUACCAAACCUAGAGAUAAGAUGGAGACCGGCAUGUAAGACCAGAGUGGCACAACACAACAAGAUGCGGCAGGAGGAGAAAGAAGCGGACAGAAAGAGACUGGAGCGCAAAUGCAAAAAUCAGAGAGAGGAACUUGAAACGAUGGAAGCUAUGAGAGUGGAGAUGGAUCGCAUGAGAGCUGAGAUUGCAGAAUUGAGGGAGGAAGUCAGGUCUCUUAAAGAAGGGGCCAAUACUUGUACGGCCCCUUCAACUGAAAUGGCAGAACAGAGCAGGAUCCCAAGGCCAAAGGGACCUGCAUCUGCAAGUGCGCACAGGAGCCUUUUUGCAGCUGUGCGCAGGAGACCUGGCUUCGCUGCGGGCAGUGCUUCUACAACGUCAACUGCGUGCAGGACAUCAACAACAACUGCAUCAACAACUGCACGCAGUACUUCUGCCCGCAGCACGGCAGCAACUGUGGGCAGCUCUACACGGAAGACAACAUCUGCCCGCAGCUCUGCUGCCACUGCCCCCAGCAUGUCAUCAGCUGGUGGGCAGACUUCUGCCCCCAGCACAUCAUCAGCUGGUGGGCAGACGGUCGAGGGUGGGGCAGCUCGAGGUCGUGGAAAAGUCUCAACAAAACGUAAGCGUGUUGAUGACGAUGGGGGGCAGGCAAAGAAAAAACCGGCUUGGAAAUGAGAAUAAAAAUGCCUGCCCCUCCCCCCACCCCUCGACCGGACUCCCUCUUCUGCAUCUCAG